AUGGUACUUGAAAAAUUCAAACACUUGGAAUUUAGAAGUGCAAGGACUCCAAUUGACUUAAACCAUCAUCUUAUGAAGAAUAAAGGCGAAAGUACGUCUCAAUUGGAGUAUGCUCGUGUGUUGGGAAGUCUAAUGUACAUCAUGAACUGUACCCGACCUGAUAUAGCUUGUGCAAUAAGUAAACUUAGUCGAUUCACAAGUAAUCCCAACAAGCAUCAUUGGGUGGCUAUGAAACGAGUUCUAGGAUAUUUGGAGUAUACCCAAGACUGCGCUUUGCACUACAAUAACUAUCCUGCGAAACAAAGUCCACAAGUGGAUACAUGUUUACUGUUGGUGGAGGAGCAGUAUCUUGGAAGUCUUCCAAACAGACAUGUAUCGCUCGCUCUGCUUCAGCCUCACCAGCUUGUUAACAAGGAAUUAACCAUUGAUGAUUUAGAGACAAACCAUUUUGUCCUUGUCCAUGGUGGUGGAUUUGGAGCCUGGUGUUGGUAUAAAACCAUUGCACUUUUAGAGGAGGCUGGAUUUAAGGUGACUGCAGUGGAUUUAACUGGUUCAGGCAUUCAUUCUUUUGACACAAAUAGCAUCACCAGCCUAUCGCAAUAUGCAAAGCCACUCACUGAUUUUCUUGAAACUCUCGCUGAUGGAAAGAAGGUGAUUUUGGUGGGACAUGAUUUUGGUGGUGCAUGCAUAUCAUUCGCAAUGGAGCUCUAUCCCUCUAAAGUUUCAAAAGCGAUAUUUGUUGCUGCCACCAUGCUCAUUAGUGGACAAAGUGCCCUUGAUAUUUUCUCAGAUAAGACGAAUUCAAAUGAUCUUAUGAGACAGUCUCAAGUAUUUAUCUACGCCAAUGGGAAUGAUAAACCACCAACUGCCAUUGAUCUGGACAAAUCACUCCUGAGGGACUUACUAUUCAACCAUAGUCCUGCUAAGGAUGUUGCUUUGGCUUCUGUCUCAAUGAGGCCAAUUCCAUUUUCCCCAGUUCUUGAGAAGCUUCCCCUGUCAAACAUCAAGUAUGGUUCCAUCAGACGGUUUUACGUAGAAACAACAGAAGAUAAUGCUAUACCAAUAGCUUUACAACAGAGCAUGAUUAACCAAAAUCCUCCGGAACGAGUUUUUCAGCUCAAGGGUGCUGAUCAUUCACCUUUCUUCUCCAAGCCCCAAGCCCUACACAAGAUAUUGGUAGAAAUUUCAAGGAUUCCACCAAUCUGAAGUUAUUUCUCAGAAUCCUUUUAUGAAGCCAUACUAAAAUGUUCCAAAACGGAUGCUCUCUCACCGAUCCAAGGAAAAAAAAGAAGAAAGAUUCAGGUGCUGUCGACACUUCAAUUGUAUCAGAGGUGCAGAGUAACCCCUCAUGUAUAUGUGCAACUUAUCCAGCUAAUUUAUUCUGUUUAGAUUAUUUAUGAUAGGGAGAAAUGAGAAUUGCCCACUGGAGCGAAAAUCAAGAAUCAGAGAGUUUUUAGAAGUUCAAAGAAGAAGAAAUAAUAGAAAUAAACCGUUUUUGUUUUCACAAUGACUUCUCAUAUAGUAAGAUAUCCAUAUUUUAUUUGAUGCUGUAGCCUUUUAGAUCAAAACCAAUUUGGAAUUGGUUGCUAGAGACUCUUUAAGUUUGUUGUGCUGUAUGCCAUUAUUUUGAGUUAGGCUGAAUAUUGUUAGAUUGUCAUAAUAAU
Messenger RNA from Nicotiana tabacum (common tobacco), 1664 nucleotides. Its product is annotated as putative methylesterase 11, chloroplastic. The record is from RefSeq and is a predicted model, not a curated record. Gene Ontology annotation, molecular function: methyl indole-3-acetate esterase activity; methyl salicylate esterase activity; methyl jasmonate esterase activity. Lineage: Eukaryota; Viridiplantae; Streptophyta; Magnoliopsida; Solanales; Solanaceae. Gene Ontology annotation, biological process: salicylic acid metabolic process; jasmonic acid metabolic process.